Messenger RNA from Tilletiaria anomala UBC 951, 699 nucleotides. Its product is annotated as putative UBC1-E2 ubiquitin-conjugating enzyme. The transcript is spliced from 6 exons. Gene Ontology annotation, molecular function: protein binding; ubiquitin conjugating enzyme activity. Gene Ontology annotation, biological process: protein polyubiquitination; proteasome-mediated ubiquitin-dependent protein catabolic process. The record is from RefSeq and is a predicted model, not a curated record. NCBI's taxonomy places the organism in Eukaryota, Fungi, Basidiomycota, Exobasidiomycetes, Georgefischeriales, Tilletiariaceae. Bases 1 to 699 code for a protein of 232 amino acids. Gene Ontology annotation, cellular component: nucleus.
AUGUCGAGCUCACGAUUACGGAGAAUCAACAAGGAGAUCGCAGACUGUGCGAAUGACAAGACGAGUGGAAUCGAAGUCGCGAUGGUUGAUGACUCCCCUUUCCACCUAGUCGGAACGUUUCCGGGGCCCGAGAACUCACCUUACGAGCGUGGCAUGUUUGACGUUGACAUUGUUGUUCCCGAACAGUACCCAUUUCAGCCAGUCAAAAUGAAAUUCAUUACAAAGGUCUACCACCCUAAUAUCUCCUCUCAAAGCGGUGCCAUCUGCCUUGACAUCUUGAAAGACCAAUGGUCACCGGUGCUGACGCUCAAAUCCACGCUACUGUCUCUGCGCUCGCUGCUUUGUUCGCCGGAACCGAACGACCCGCAGGACGCAGAGGUGGCAAAGCACUAUAAGCGCGAUCGCGAAGACUUCGAGCGGACCGCGCGGUACUGGACGCAGACGUACGCAGACGGGAGUCAAAAUGCGCGACCGCCGCCUGCUGCUAUUGCAAUUGACACGUCAGGACGCACUGGAGGCGGUAAGGAGAACGAGGAUGCAAUUCUCGAAGCAGGGUUGAAGAAGGAGCAUGUGGAGCAAUUUGUCGGGAUGGGGUUUGAUUCGAGCAAAGUGAUUGAGGUGUUAAGGCGACUGAAUUAUCGAGGUGCCAACGUCCGUAACAUCUCAGAUGAUCAAGUGCUGAAUGCGCUGCUCGGUUAA